CCUUCUUCUUCCGUCUUCAAUUAUCUAGUAUAUCACUGGUGAUUUUCCUCGACCUUCCCAUCUGUUUGGGUCCCGAAGUUAACGAGGUCGACGAUCAUCCUCCCGACGUUUGGCGACCGAGCGAAUCACAAGCUGAGCUAUUUAACGUGUCCGUUCCACCAAGAGUUGCAGAGCGACUCCUUUCCUCCAACCCGAUCGUUAUUCCUGGACAAGAGAGGGAGUAAAACGCUCUAACACACCGUCAAAAUGGUCGCUGUUGCGCUGGCUUACCACCCCACCGUCGCUCAUUACUUGAGAUUUGUCGCCACGACCGUCGGCCGCGACAAGGUCCUGCGGACCCUCCAAUACCUCUCCCGCUUCCUCGCCUGGUACCUCUACCGCACCAACUACUCUCAAGCCAGCAUCUCUCCCUUCGAAGCUAUCAAGAAGCAGUUCGCCCUCACCCGUAAACUGCUGCGCGUCGGCAAGAACGUCGAACAUUUCAAGGCCGCCGCCGUCGCACUCGAUUCGAAAACUGCCCCUGCGGGUGGUUCCAGUGCCGUCUCCGCCGCAGCCGAUCCGGUGCUGAAAUACCUCGCCGUCGGUCGGCAGUUGGGAUAUGCAGUGUACCUGUCGUACGACAUGGUCACCUACCUCGAUGCUGCGGGCAUUCGGAAACUGAGCACGGUGAAGAAGUUGCAGAGCCAGGCGCUCAAGGCGUGGAUGGCUGGAUUGCUGUGCUCUGCGAUCGCGGGUAUCUAUUCGAUGUGGAGACUGAGAGAUUUGGAGAGGACUGUCAACAAGCAGGAUGGCGAGGGGGCGCUGGAAGGAAAGAAGAUUGAACGUGAACGUGCCGCCGUAACGACCCAACUGGUCUCCGAUAUCUGCGAUUUGACUAUCCCCACAUCGACACUCGGGUAUGCCAAUCUCGAUGAUGGCAUUGUGGGCAUUGCUGGAACGAUCAGCAGUCUGAUAGGAGCCUGGUCUGCUUGGAAGAAGACCGCUUAAACUGUUGGGAAAUCUCCCAUGUUAAACAUGUCAUGUUUUAUGGUAAUUCUUUUUAUCUAUGUUUUAAACAGCUAGUUUCCCUGGGUGGUCGUUUUAUUCCCCUAUAAAGACAAGACUGCUUUAUCACCUUCGAUUAGAAUUCAGAUGGGAUUCAUAGGUCUUUUUGUGUUUGUACAUGUGGAUUUCACCUUCGGUAUGUAUGUACUAU
Molecule: messenger RNA, 1195 nt
Organism: Coccidioides posadasii C735 delta SOWgp
Lineage: Eukaryota; Fungi; Ascomycota; Eurotiomycetes; Onygenales; Onygenaceae
Gene: PEX11
Product: Peroxisomal membrane protein PMP27
Biological process (GO): peroxisome fission
Cellular component (GO): peroxisomal membrane
Source: RefSeq, a predicted model, not a curated record